Molecule: messenger RNA, 1865 nt
Organism: Callithrix jacchus (white-tufted-ear marmoset)
Lineage: Eukaryota; Metazoa; Chordata; Mammalia; Primates; Cebidae
Source: RefSeq, a predicted model, not a curated record
AUUGAACAAAUCUCCCCUGUGGACUACCGUUUAAAAGCAAGAGUACUCUGCAAAGGGAAAGGCUGGGUUCUUAUCAGGACACAAAUUUACAAGCUGCGUGGAUUUGGGGAUGGCAAUUAAACACCUCGUGUUUUUGGUUGCUGCUGCUUGCUUACUGCCUAUGUUGGCCAUGAAAAAGAAAUCAGCUAGAGAACAAUUUAAUAAGCUCCUCACUGAAUUGGCAAAUGUACAAGAAGAGAUCGUUACUGUACACAACAGCCUCAGAAGAGGAGUAGUUCCACCAGCCAGCAACAUGCUGAAGAUGAAUUGGAGUGAGGAGGCUGCUCAAAAUGCCAGAAUGUUUUCAAGGUAUUGUGAUAUGACAGAGAGUAACCCGCUUGAGAGGAGACUUCCAAAUACCUUUUGUGGAGAAAAUAUGUAUAUGACAUCUUAUCCUGUAUCAUGGUCAACUGUAAUUGGAGUCUGGCACAGUGAGUCUAAGUAUUUCAAACAUGGACAGUGGACGUCAGCGGAUGAUGGCGUAACGACUGACCACUACACUCAGAUUGUUUGGGCCUCGUCUUACCUGAUUGGCUGUGCCAUUGCAUCAUGCCGCCAGAAAGGAUCACCUCAAUAUCUCUAUGUUUGUCACUAUUGUCAUGAGGGAAAUGAUCCUGACACAAAGAAUGAACCUUAUAAGAUGGGCGUUCCAUGUGCAGACUGCCCAAAUAACUGUGAAGACAAACUUUGCACUAACCCUUGCCUCUACUACGAUGAAUACUAUGACUGUGAUGAACAAGUCCAUUAUCUUGGAUGCAACCACUCAACCACUAUCCUGUUCUGUAAAGCCACUUGUCUGUGUGACACAGAGAUAAAAUAGGUCUUUGUUAUUUGCAACUGUUCUGUGCUGUGAUGAUGAGGAGAUGUCUGUUGUAUCAUGUCUUUUGCAUAGUUUAGUAGCUUCUGCUAAAUUUUAUUUGACUUUAAUCAUGCUGGAGGUCUUAACUCCUCUCCUGAUACAUCCUGAAGUAACAUUUUUUAAAACUUUCUUAGUGUUGGGGUAAAAAGUCAAGUCCAACGCCUACCUUAAAUUAAAUCAUAUGAUAUAUAGUUCUUAAGUUGGUAUAAUUCAACUUACGGUAUAACUGGGUCCCUCAAGAGUAACCUGGUCUAAAGUAGGUCUUAUGUCAUUGAACUCCCACCCCUGCUUUCCCCACGUUUUCAGCCACUCUGAUUUUCUUCCCUGCACAACUAACGUUCAGUAAUCAUUCCUUACUUUUGAAAUUUUACCUCUACUUUAAAUCAGUCAUUAAAGGCAUCCACAAAGCAAACAGAGUCCAGUCUCAUCUUGCAAGGUAAAUAUCACUUAAUUCGAGGCCGUUUAAAUGUCUCAUCAUUUUAUUGACACAUCUAUAUACACCCUUGUGAAGCAUGAAACAAUAAAAAACUUCAUGUGCCAUUAAUUUAACAAUAUAUGUAUUCCUUGUUGAUUACAUACAAGAUGCAUGUUUAUAUAUAGAGAGAGAAUAUAGUUUCAUUUCAUUUCAAAGACAGUAUAAAAGAUGUAUAGAAAAUAGUAUAAGAAAUAAAUAAGUCCCUAAAGAUAUACCAGUCAUAUAUUAUUAUUGCCAGAUGAGCAUGAAUAGCUUCUGUUUGGAGAUCCAGGAAAGCCUUAAGGGCAGAAUGAGGAACAUCUUCUGGGUAAACAGGGUUGCAAAGUCUUUCAACACAAUGGAACAGCACAGUUAAGGCCAACUAACAUAAAAUGCACUGAAGUCUUAGCAAAUAUUGAAGGGCCUGACAUGACCCCAAGUUUUAAUAUUAUAUCAAAUUUAUACCCAGCUCUACCUACUUUUAUAUUUCUUUACUCAUUUCAAUAGUGUUUG